Molecule: messenger RNA, 6810 nt
Organism: Gadus chalcogrammus (walleye pollock)
Lineage: Eukaryota; Metazoa; Chordata; Actinopteri; Gadiformes; Gadidae
Product: NFX1-type zinc finger-containing protein 1-like
Exons: 17
Coding region: 87-5270 (1727 amino acids)
Biological process (GO): regulatory ncRNA-mediated heterochromatin formation
Cellular component (GO): nuclear RNA-directed RNA polymerase complex; nucleus
Molecular function (GO): zinc ion binding; helicase activity
Source: RefSeq, a predicted model, not a curated record
GCGGUCGCGGAUCAAGACCCAGGGCGCCUCAUUCGAGGUCAGCCCCCCCCAGCGACACCAGGGGGGGGGCGCCACACGGUCGCAGGAUGACCUACACGAUGCUGGCGGAGCUCUCGGAGAAAUCGCCCUCCGAGGUGGCCAUCACCCUCUCCUCCUCUCCUGCCUUUCAAGCGCUCCUGGAGGAGCGAGAUAUCCGGCAUGACCUCGUGCAGCUGGUUUGCUCUGCCCUGAGCAGGGCCUUCCAGUCGCGCGUGGAUAGGAGCACGGUCCAGCACCUUGCUGGUGUGGUGAAGGACAGCGGGUUCCUGCGCACCAUCCUCCCGCAAUACGUAGGUGGAAUGAGUUCAGAGUCCGACCCCACCCGGAGGGAACAGUACCCGCAGCACUUUGACAACAUGAUAGCUGUCCUGUCUAAGGUGCUCAGCAUCUUCCCAGCCAGCUCAGUCCAGGCUGUGUCUGUACUGGUGGUUCUCUUGCGGGCCUCUCUCAUUGGCCUGAGGGACUCUGGGGUUGACAUCGCACGUCCAACUGAAGAAAAGCUGGAAGACAUCCAGGCUUUAAGCCUGCAACUCCAAGAGAGAUCCAGGGAGGGAAGCCUGCGUUCAGACCGGGACCUCCUUCCACUCUUAUCCGACCAACUCGACAACCAAGGUGAGGAAGAUCUGGAGAACUUUCGUACAAUACCCAUCUAUCCAACCAGAGAGGAGUUCCAUGAAAAUAAGACACCCUACCUGAGGCCCAACGCCACUACUCGCCAAUACGCCAACACAGAAACCUACCUCGACACGCACUUCCGACUGCUGAGAGAGGACUUUGUGCGGCCUCUACGUGAGGGGAUCCAGAGAUUGAUCUCGAGCGAUUUGGACCAGGGGAAGAAUACCCAGCAGCUUAAGAAGGAGCGCUUCAACGACAUCAGUGUGUACUUUGACGCCAAACUGGAGUCGCCUCUGUGCACUCGUUCAGGCUUAGCCUAUGUUAUCAAAUUUGACGUUGAGCCUCUGAAGUUUGUUCGCUGGGAAAGCUCAAAGCGGUUACUCUAUGGUUCUUUGUUGUGCAUGUCGUGUGACAAUUUUGAGAGCAUCCUGUUUGCUACAAUAUCUGAACGAGAGCUGAAAGACGUGAAGAAAGGCAUAAUUCAGGUCAUCUUUUCUGAUGAGAGCAAACAAAAGCUGGCAACCAUGCAGACCAAUCUGCCGUUUCUGAUGGUGGAGACGUCUGCCUACUUUGAGGCCUACCGCCAUGUUCUGGAGGGCCUGCAGGAAGUACAGAGAGAUGAGCUUCCCUUUCAGAGGUAUAUAGUGGAGUGCAGCCCAGAUGUGCAACCCCCACGGUAUCUGAGGGAAAACGACAUGUACAACCUGGAACAGGUGGCAGACCCUAAGAAGAACCAGAAGAUCGAGCCCUUUCACUGCCUCAGGCCUGCUGACUGGCCUGCCAAGGAGACCCUCGACCUGGACGAGUCUCAGAUGGAAGCCUUUCAAUUGGCUCUCACUCAGGAGCUAGCCAUCAUACAAGGACCCCCUGGCACUGGGAAGACCCAUGUCGGCCUUAAAAUCGCCAAGGCUCUGUUGACCAACCAGGGACUCUGGAGUGCCGGUCAGGAGGCUGCGCCAAUGCUUGUCGUGUGUUACACAAACCACGCUUUGGACCAGUUCCUGGAGGGUAUCCAUACAUUUCUAAGAAAAGGCAUUGUAAGAGUUGGGGGCCGGAGCAACAGCGAGAUCAUAAAGCCCUUCAACCUUAAACAUCUAAUGGAAGCCUUCCGCAAGGGGAAUUUGGAUAUAAACAUGCCCAAUCACCUACGAAAUGCUUUUACAGAGUGCAGUCAGAAGGGGGUCCUCCGGGAGAACAUUCUACAAGAAUACAUUUCAGAUAGACACUGGCCCAGUCUGGAACAUCCUGCAAGUUUCAUCUUUGGCUGGUACAAAGAGCUGCAUUCAAGAGAAAAAAGGCAGAGUCAGAUGGUUGAGUGGUUGGAAUUAGGUACCACAUUCUUCCAGCAGGAAGUGGAAGAGGAAGCCCAUGAAGACAUUGAAUCGGACCCAGAAGCGGAAGAGGAUGAGAUUAUCCAGAUCGCUGAGGAAGCAGACCGGAUUCACAAUGAGCGAUUUAUCGAAGUCGGCUUUGAGCGUCCAAAUUUGAGGAUGAUAAGGCUGCAGGAAGUGCACCAGGCAGAGGAACAGAUUCUGGCAAUGAACUUUAAGAAUGUCCGCCGACAGAAGGGCCAGAGUGACCAGGAAUGGCAGAUGCAAAGAAACCAGAGGAAAUGUAUGAAGAGAAAAUUCCGGAAGGAACUGGAUAAGGAAUCAGAUAUGACUGAAGCAGAGGAAAUGGCCAUAUUAGACGUUCGGCAACUGAGUUUGGCAGAACGAUGGAGACUUUAUCGGCUAUGGGUGUCACGCUACAGGUCUUUUCUGCAAGAUCAACUUCAGAAGUCCAUGGAGGAAUACCAGAACACGGUGGAAAGGUUGGAGGAGGUGCGGCUCAACGAGAAAAUCAGUCUCCUCCGCAACGCCAAGGUCAUCGGCAUGACGACCACAGGGGCGGCCAAGUUCCGUAAGAUCUUGCAGGAAGUGCGUCCGCGGCUGGUGAUAGUGGAGGAGGCUGCUGAGGUGUUGGAGGCCCACACCAUCACCUCUCUGAACCCAGAGUGUCAGCACCUCAUCCUCAUCGGAGACCACCAGCAGCUGCGGCCUAGUGCUACAGUGUACGAUCUGGCAAAGAAUUUCAAUCUGGAGGUUUCCAUGUUCGAGAGGCUGGUGAAAUCUGGUUUCCCUUUCGUCAGGCUCAACUAUCAGCAUCGCAUGAGGCCCGACAUCGCCCGCCUCCUGACUCCUCACAUCUACCCCGAGCUGGAGAACCACCCUUCAGUCAUGGACUACGACAAUGUCAAGGGCAUCCAAACCAAUCUGUUCUUCCUGGAGCACAGCCACCUAGAGGAAAACCUCAGGGAUGGGAAAAGUCACGAGAACAAACAUGAAGCCAUGUUUGUAGUUGCUCUGUGUCGCUACCUUCUGAUGCAGGACUACAAUCCAGAACAGAUUACUAUCCUCACCACGUACAGCGGACAGCUAUUCUGCCUGCGCAAUAUGAUGCGCUCCUCCGAGUUUGUAGGGGUCAAAGUGCAUGUGGUUGACAAGUACCAAGGGGAGGAGAACGACAUUGUCUUGCUGUCUCUGGUCCGCAGCAACACCAUGGGCAGUGUGGGCUUCUUGAGCAUCCCCAACCGUGUCUGCGUGGCAUUAUCACGCGCCAAGAAAGGCCUCUACUGCAUUGGAAACAGUGCAAUACUGAGCAAAGUCAAACUGUGGAGCAAUAUCUUCGGCACCUUGAAAGAGAACGAUCAGAUGGGCAAAGCGCUCACUCUGUGCUGUCAGAACCACCAAGUAAAACAGAUUCAGGCCGCCUGCGCUGAGGACUUUAAAAAAGCCCCCGAAGGGGGGUGUUUGAUGCCUUGUGAGUUCCGCUUGGACUGCGGCCAUGUUUGUGCUCGAGUAUGCCACCCUUAUGACCCCCAGCACAAGUACUACAAGUGUGAGAAACACUGUGAGAGAAAACUGUGUGAUCGUGGACACAAGUGCCCAUUGGCUUGUCACCGUCAAUGCCCAGCGUGUUCGGUGAAGAUUGAGAAGACCAUACCAGGUUGUGGGCACAAGCAAAUGCUCCCUUGUUACAUGGACCCUUCUGACUUCAAAUGCAGGGUAAUGGUCCCCCUCAUCCUCAAGUGUGGACAUACCCAGAGUGAUAACUGCUUCUACAAGACAAAGGACUAUGAGCCUAACUGUUGGACCCGAUGUGACCUACAGCUGAAAUGCGGCCACAGCUGUACUGGUACUUGCUACGAAUGCAACCAGGGGCGCUAUCACCUCCCAUGCUCCUACCAGUGUGAACGUCUGCUCAUUUGUUCCCAUAAGUGCAGGGAACCUUGCACCGGUGAGUGCCCUCCAUGCAAGCUGCCCUGUGAGAACGUCUGCAUCCACAGCAAAUGCAAGAAACGUUGUGGACAACCCUGUGCCCCUUGCGCAGAGCCUUGCGCAUGGCAAUGUCAGCACCAAAGCUGUAGCAAGCGUUGCCACGAAUCUUGUGACCGCCCACCAUGCAUGAAGCCCUGUUCCAAAAUGCUGGGCUGCGGCCACCCCUGCAUAGGCCUCUGCGGAGACAAAUGUCCAAACAAAUGUCGCGUCUGUGAUCAAGACGAGGUCACAGAAAUAUUCUUCGGCUCUGAGGACGAUCCCGAGGCCUACUUCAUUCAACUGGAGGACUGCGGUCACAUUGUUGAGUCCAAAGCUAUGGACACAUACAUGGAGAUGGACCAGAAGUCAGAGGACAAUGAGCAGAUGGUCAUCAAACUGAAAGAGUGCCCCAGAUGUCGCACUCCGAUUCGCAGGAACCUUCGCUACGGCUCUCACAUCAACCGCAGCCUGGCCGAGAUAGAGAAAGUCAAGGAGAAGAUAAAUGGACACAAGAUAGAUAUUGAAACUAAAAGAAACACCAUCAAAGUGCAAUGGGGAACCAAUCACAUGCCACUCCUUAGAUAUUUGCCGUACGAGUGUCAAGAUCAUGUUCGAAGCCAAUUGUCAGAGUCAGAACUCACCGCUAAUGACUUGCUGGGUCUGGAACAUACAAUGCUUUUUAUGGAGAGAGCCGCCAUGCUUCUCAAGAUCCAAAGAAUGGAGAUGACUGGAAACCAUCGCCUCAGUUUCACAGACAAAGUCGAUGUGUUCCUCCAAUGGCUUCUUCACCCAAAUCAGAAAUUCAGUGAACAACAAGUCUCAGAUCUGCAAAAGGAACUGCAGAGACUCACCCUUUUGGCUGAACUCAACGCACGGUGCACAAUGGCAGACGCAAGAGAACAAAUGACAGAAAUCCAGGCUGAGGUAGAUGCUAUCAGGAAGGUUCUGGAUAAGAUUGACUCGUUCACUGAACAAGACGCAGACAAAGUGAAGCUGGCCCUAAAGGAUAUAGAAGAAAAGAUCCCUUACACGGGCCUUGGCAUUAGUGAUAAGGAGAAGGCGAUGGUCGUUUCAGCUCUGAAGUUGCCACCUGGUCACUGGUACAAGUGUCCCAACGGCCAUGUCUAUAUCAUAACGGAGUGCGGAGGGGCAAUGGAGAGCAGACGCUGCCCAGACUGUGAUGCCACUAUCGGUGGACAAAGUCACGCUUUGGCCAGUGGAAACCAGGUCGCCUCAGAGAUGGACGGAGCGCAGCACGCAGCUUGGUCUGAGGGCAAUAAUCUGUUGAAUUAUGGUCAAAUAGACUUUAAUGACUAAAACAUGAUCACCUGUUGGCUGACCAGGUUAUGCAUGUGGGGAUUGUUAAUUGGUUGGUAGGUUGACAGGAUUAGUAGGUCGGCAAGUUAAUUUGACUACUCUAACCUACUCUUUAGUAGUUUUACAUCUUGCAAAAAUUGUCUUAUGCAAGAAUGUUGGCCGAUUAUAUGGGUAUAAUGAUAAGGUCACUAUGUAACUUCAACGCUAUGGUCAAAAUAGUUUUUUAUCUUUUUAGUAACACACAUGCCUAAAAACAGAUGCACACAGUCUAUAAAUAACAUGGCUACACUGGAUCAAUUAGAAAAUAUAUCUUUCCGAAGAGCAGUACAUUUGAAAAACAAAUGAUGAUUUCUUUCUUGUUAAUGCUUGAAGUGUUGUGCUUCAGUUAUUACAUAAACAUAACUGCUUGUACUGCAAUUUAUUGUGUCAACUCUCCACUCAUGAAUCAAAGGACAACUACGUUGGGGAAAAGUACAACCUACUAAAAUAGCAUUGUCAAGGCAAGUAAUGAAAACAAUCACAUUUUAAAUGGAUGUCUUGCAAAGUUACCGAGGCGGGCAAUAAUGGACAAAGAUGCUGACAAUGAAAUAUAAGAAUAUAUUUAUGCUGAAUGAUUAUCUCAUAUAUCAUGUUAAGAUGCUCAAAAAAAAAAGAGAAAUGCUGUCAAAAUAAGGUUUUCCAUCCUGUAAAUAAAACAAAAAAAGGAAAACAAAUGUCAUUUUUUAUUAUGUUUCAGAGAGGUCACCUCUCCGAAGUUCAGCACUGCAAUCAAUUGUGGAAGGUUGAAACCCCUUAAAGAAAACAAAGCGAAUCGGUUGUGUCAACUAGGAGGGGGGAGGGGGAGGUAUAUGAUUUGUGAACUCUGACGUUGCCCAGGGAACAGCUCUGAAAUACUCAGAUACCCUAUAUGUGUGAUGAAUCAAUACAGUCCUCUUACAAUACAGUGCUAAUCAACAACUUUUGGAUAAUAUCACUUAACACAUCUUUAUAGUCUUAAAACCUUUAAGAUUUUCCUCUUAAAGGAAAAUUAUAUUAGUUGAUAAAAAACAAGGUUGUAAAGAUCUAUAAAAUACCUAAAUAAGGUUAAAACAAAAAACGAAAUGACUAUUGGACAAUCAAUAGUAGGCUAAGACUUCAUGGUUCCAAAUACAUGCCAGAAGUGUCGCUGUAAUCUGUUUUAUUUUAAGGGUUUGCUGUCACAGCCUACAGAACCUUUUAUAUUUACAGCUGUAGGCCAAGAGAGACAUUAGCGUUAUAGGUGUUUAUUAAAUGUACAGGGUUAAACCAGUCAUCAAAGCCUCCCUUCCUACCGCCAUUUUGAAAAUGUGUCAUCUCUUGCCACAGUGUAAUAACAGAGAUGGGAACCCCAAAUAAACGCAUUUGAAACCUAACUAUCCCUAUCUAUUCUAGAGGUGGGAGUUCAAUCUAUAACCUUUUUUUGCUUAGCUUUUUUGCUUGAUUAGGAUACGGUUUUAAACUGCAUGUCCCAGUGUUUCCUGUUGCAUAUGAAGAUUGGUGUGAGUCAGGACAAACAUGAUUU